Molecule: messenger RNA, 1278 nt
Organism: Zophobas morio
Lineage: Eukaryota; Metazoa; Arthropoda; Insecta; Coleoptera; Tenebrionidae
Product: RNA-binding protein 34-like
Exons: 5
Coding region: 113-1243 (376 amino acids)
Biological process (GO): maturation of LSU-rRNA from tricistronic rRNA transcript (SSU-rRNA, 5.8S rRNA, LSU-rRNA)
Cellular component (GO): nucleolus
Molecular function (GO): rRNA binding
Source: RefSeq, a predicted model, not a curated record
GUCAAUAAACUGUUACUGUUCCCCUGAUCAAACAAGCAUGGUUUCGAAUUCAUAACCUAACUAAGCAAAACCGUAGUAGCAUUAAAACUAUUUAUAUUAAUAAAUAUUAAUAAUGGAUUAUGCUAUUGGAAGUUUAUCGGAUUUAAUAACGGGUAAAGUUACUCCUAACAAACGUAAAGUGGUGAAAAAACAGAUUGAGUCGCAAAACAUUGAAGAAAAUAUUCCUUCAGAAAAUGCGAACGGCAGUGCCAGAAGGAAGAAAAUUAAACGCUUGCCCCAACACACAACAGAUGAAAGUCAAGGUUUAGAUAGUUUGGUAGAAAAUUCUAACACGUCAGGAUUAGAAGAAGAUGAACCUGUUAAAAAGAAGAGUAAAAAUGCGAAGAACGCAGAAAAAAGAUUGUCAUCAAAAAACAAGCCAAAAAAGCAGGAAGAAGAUCCUGAACUACGUUCCAGAACCGUUUUUGUGGGGAACUUGCCCAUAUCUGUGACUCCAAAAAAAUUUAAAAAAUUGUUUACGAAAUAUGGCCAAGUUGAAUCUGUUCGUAUCAGAGGAGUUCCUGUUGCAGACCCUAAAACUCCCAAAAAAGUUGCGAUUAUAAAAAAAGAGUUCCAUCCAGAUAGAAAAAGUUUUCAUGGAUAUGUAAGAUUUCAGGAACGUGAAGGUGCAGUUAAAGCUACAGCAAUAGAUGGUAUCUUGUAUCAAGACCAUCACUUAAGGGUACAUUUAUGUGAUGUAACAGAUAAACCUGCAGAGGACAAGGCUAUAUUUGUUGGAAAUUUGAGUUUUUAUGCUGAGGAAGAUGAUUUAUGGAAAACUUUUGAAUCUUGUGGACCUAUUUUGUCUGUACGUAUUGUGAGAGAUCCACGAACAGGAAUGGGAAAAGGAUUUGGAUAUGUUAAUUUUCAGAACUCAGAUUCUGUUACACUUGCGUUAGAAAUGGAGAACGUUAAACUAAAAGACAGAGAAUUAAGAGUUAAAAUUUGUAAUAUUAAUGGCGCUAAAAAGAAUAGCAAGAAAAAUAAAGGAAAAAAGAUAAAUCCAAGAAAACGGAAUCAACAAAAAGCAACAAAAUCUGAAGCUACAACUCAAAUUGCAAAUACACAGGAAGAAAAACCACAGAUUAUUCAAACAGAAAAUGCAUCUUUUCAAGGAGUAAAAUUUGCAGCAAAAAAGAAAAACAAGUUGAACAAAGGUUUACUCGAGAAGAGAAAGAAGAUAAAACAGAUUGCACCUAAAUAAGUAAAUAUUUUGGUUGUGUAUUUUAUUCUGAAAAA